AUCUGGGCUAUGCUACUUGGGUGCUACUGUACUCCGGGGUUUGGAUUCUGGAGCCUUGCACGGUUGUGUGCUGACUGUCCAAAGUGAUGCAGCUGCUAACUUGCAUAUGGUCAUGGCGUUGACGUGGGUUAUUCGGCUCGUCCUAGCCGACAACAACCGCAGCCCGAUAUUGAUCAGAGUGGCGCAAAAGGAAGGCGGUCAUGAUCUUGACCUCGAUCUACUCGCAACGGACGGCGAAGUAGCUUAUACAGGUAAAGUCAGGCAACGUAGCCUCAAGAAACUGCGCUCGAGGAAUUAUGACGGAAAUGACGAGGACUGGACCAACAUCAUCUCUUCCAUUCUCGGAUCGAAAACCGAGGCCUCAGUUAGCAUCCAGCGGAGGAAUAAUCUCGAGGUGACGUGUUCAGUGUCUGGCAAAGAUCCCAAAACCAUUUUGUCCAUCGCCAUCAACAAUAGAGUCGAAGAGAUCACACAGCGCCUUGGGACUAUCGAGCUGCCUCAAACGGAAGACACCGACGAUGUUGACCUCUUUGGCUGGGCGGCGCAGGCUGCCGAGAAGCGAGACGAGUUACAAGAAGAUGUCACAAGCCUGAACGAGCAGAUCAAGACGAAGGAUGAGGUGAUGGCAAGCCUACAGAAACAAAUCGAUGAAUUGGUGGAAGCCAAAGCUGAGCAUGAAAAGCAAAUGCUAUCAAAAUUUGCUCUCCUCCUGAAUGAGAAGAAGCUCAAAAUCAGAAACAUGCAACGGAUCCUCUCCACUGCAAAGCCAGAUCAGAAAAAGCUGAAGGAGAUGCAAGCCGUUAUCGGGAACGAAGCAGCUGGUGUGCCGCGGCGGAACAAGAGACCAGCUGAAGAUGCCGCGGAAGGCGAAGAUGAUGAGAGUGAUGGCUUCGAGACCACAGGUGCAGAACCGGUCACCAAUGCCGAGAAAGAGUCUAGCUCUCCGACUUCUGGUGACUCGACCCCAACACCUUCAGAGCGAGACGAGGACACGGAUGAAGACAACUUGGAUGCUCCGGCCGCGUAUUCGAACCAGCCAAGAACACGAGCAGUGGAUCCAGAACAGGAUCAAGGACAGAGCAGGACGCAAGAUGACGAGCAGACCAAGGGAAAGGUCCAGGCCACAACGGCUCCGGGAGACGACGAUGACGAGGAAACAGCAAGCGAGGAUGAUGAACUAUGAACAAAAGGAUCUUGCACGAUCCAUUCCUGACGAUUCACGUAACAUUUGGAUACCCAUUUUGCUCUGAGAAAGGAAAGGUCUUGGGAAUGGUAAAUUCAUUCGCUUUCAUUCAUUGGCUAUCCACUUGGACAAAAUCUCCCCGUAGAGCCAGCAAGACUUGGUUAUAUUCUCUCGAGGCCCCUGUGAAAAG
Molecule: messenger RNA, 1373 nt
Organism: Cladophialophora immunda
Lineage: Eukaryota; Fungi; Ascomycota; Eurotiomycetes; Chaetothyriales; Herpotrichiellaceae
Exons: 2
Coding region: 107-1183 (358 amino acids)
Biological process (GO): double-strand break repair; DNA recombination
Cellular component (GO): nucleus
Molecular function (GO): DNA binding
Source: RefSeq, a predicted model, not a curated record